Molecule: messenger RNA, 912 nt
Organism: Caenorhabditis bovis
Lineage: Eukaryota; Metazoa; Nematoda; Chromadorea; Rhabditida; Rhabditidae
Source: the annotation of a GenBank genome assembly
AUGGGUCAUCCAGAUAUUGUAAGUGUUCAAUGGUUAAAGGAGCAUUUCAAGAAGGUGAAAAUUCUUGACGCGACGGAAACCAUCAAGCCGAUGCCAAAUGUCGAUGAAUUUGAGGCGAAAUAUUAUGGAAAUUUCGAGUUAUUGCAGAAGGAUUUUGUUGAGGACGAGUAUUUGAAAGAGCACAUUCCUGGAGCAGUUCACUUCAAUUUUGAUAUCGCAUAUUGCCCAACAACAUUUAAACGCUAUGGGCUUUACAAUGCUAAUAUAUUUGAAAAAUAUGCUCAAUUGCUAGGAAUCAACCAAAAUGAUCAUCUGGUGAUAUACAGUCGUGGUCCGUUGGCUGGCUGUCUGUUUGCUUCACGAGUUUAUUGGACUUUUAAGGUGUAUGGAUUCCAUAAAGUAAGCAUUUUGAAUGGCGGAUUGAGCGCAUGGAAAAAUGAUGGCGGUGAGGUGACCAGUGGCGAAGAACACGUUCCGCGAGGCGAUUUUAAAGCAGAAUCUAUCAAUCUUGAAUUAUUGGAAAGAUUUGAGAAAAUUCCAUUCAAGAAUCUUGACGAUGUUCAAUUUGUUGAUGUUCGCACACCAGCGCAAUAUUGCGGCGAGGAGCCGCUAACGAAAACCUACCCAAAAUCGAUUGCCAAGGGCUCACAUGUUCCAAAAUCGAAGAAUUUGCCAGCCGGCAAAUUUUUCGACGCAAACGGAUUCAAAAGCAAAGACGAGAUUCGGCGGAUCGUUGACGACGCUGGAAUCAAAACGAGCCAUCCAAUCAUUCUUUCGUGCAACGGCGGUGUCCAGGCGUCGGCAGUUUUUGCCGCGUUGCAGCAUUGCGGCAUCCUAGCAAAAGUCUACAAUGGUAGCAUGUCUGAAUUGGCCUCACGGGCUCCACAUCUCGUCAAUGGACGUCUUCACUAA